Molecule: messenger RNA, 4023 nt
Organism: Closterium sp. NIES-65
Lineage: Eukaryota; Viridiplantae; Streptophyta; Zygnematophyceae; Desmidiales; Closteriaceae
Source: the annotation of a GenBank genome assembly
AUGGCGCUGGCCAAUCAGCCGUCGCCUCAGUGCGAGGGGGUCAUGGUGCAGCUGCUGCAGACGCUCAACCUCAUGAUUCAGAACCUCAAGAGCGAAAAGGCCAUCUACUACAUGUUCAGCAAGGAGCACAUCAACAACGUCAUCUCCUUCCCCUUUGAUUUCUCCGAUGAGGAGCUGCUCGCAUACUACAUCUCCUUCCUCAAAACGCUGAGCAUGAAGCUGGACAAGUCUACCAUCUCCUACUUCAUCGUGGAAAAGGAGGAUGGCAGCAGCGCCUUCCCCCUGUACGUGGAGGCAAUCCGCUUCUUCCACCACGAGGAGAGCAUGGUCCGCAUCGCCGUGCGCACGCUCACCCUCACCAUCUACAAUGUGCAUGACGAGCGGGCCAACCGCUUUGUGCUGAGCCCAUCAGCCAUCCGGUACUUUGAGGACCUGGCCAUUUUCGUGCGCCAGCAGAGCUUCACUCUUGCUCGCCUUGUUGCCAACGCUGUCAGGAACUUUGGGUCGAUAGUGGACGUGGGGCGGGUGGAGGCGUCGAUAGCGGAGAUCGGCGAUCUACUCUACUACUGCAACGACGUCAUGAGCGCUGGAAUCCCACAGCUCUCAGAGGUGGUCUCGGAGCACCUCCUCAGCAACUGGGUCUUCCCCGUGCUCCUCGCCUCGCUCUCCCCCGAGUCUGGCUCGCCCAAUGCGAAGCGCAUAUCACCGCUGUGCGCCAUGUACCUGCUGUCGCGUGUGCUGCAUGUGGUGACCUACCGCCCCUUCCUCGACACCGCCACUCGCUCCAUCGCCGCCUCCCUCUCCGCCAGCCCUGCUGGCUCCGACGGGGUGCUGCCUCAGCUGUAUGAGUUCCAGCAGCAGCAGGGCAAACCGCAGGAGAAGCAGCAGGAGAAGCAGCAGGAGAAACGGCAGGAGAAGCAGCAUGUGAGGAGGAGCAGAAGCGCAUCGAGCUCUGCGGAUUUUGGGGUUCAGGAUAGCGAGUUUGGUGUAGGGAAAGGGAGGGAAGGAGCUUCUGGUGGCGCUGGUGGUGCGGCAGCAGCAUUGGUAGGAGCAGCGGCUGCAGCGGCAGGCACAGCAACAGCAGGUCACAGGUUGUCUGAUACCCAUCACCUCUCUGCAAGGCCUCCGGUCCCCCCUCCUGCUCACCUUACAACCACUGCUUCUGCUUCUGGUGCACAAGGCAUAGUCUCCCCACCUUCUGCAGCAGCAGCAGAGAGGAGGGAUGGAGACGCGAGUGCAGGAGGAGUGGCAGAAAGGGGAGAAUCCUCAGCAGUAGACAGGGCAGAAGGGAAGAAGGCCAAGUGGCCGCUGGCAGCAAGACCUGGAAUUGCGGACUCGCCUAAGGGUUCCUUCUCAGAGAGUCUGGAAGGGCGGGAGGGCAGAGAUGGGGGCAGUGAGGAAGCAGGGGAGAGAGGAGGGGAGAGAACAGGGGACGGCAGGGAAGAUGUAGCGGCAGCAGAUGCGCCGAAUGGGUAUGUUCCUGGAAGAGAGGAGGCAGAAAGCAAGCAGGGGGAAGAUAAGAAUCGUGGGGAGGAUGGGAAUCGCAGUGGUGGUACGAGCGGUGUUGUGCGGUCAGCAUCGGCACGAGACAGGCCGGCUCUGUCGGCGCGCAGGCACCUCAGGACCCAGAGCAGCGGCAGCAGCAGGAGCCUUACCGACUCGCCCCAGCGCAUCAAGAGCUCAGACUCCCCACAGCAAAUGAAGAGCUUGGACUCUCCGCAGCUGAAUGAGAGCUCGGAUGCGGUUCAGAGGAGCUUCAGCUCGCCCCUCAGGAGCUCCCCGUACAGGAAGCAGCGCCAUGCGUCUGACACCAUUAUCCUGGACCUCGACCCCACUGCCAGCGCCUGGAGCUCGUCGUACAGGAAGCAGCGCCAUGCCUCUGACACCGUCAUCCUGGACCUCGACCCCACCGCCAGCGCUUGGUACGUUCUCUUUCCCUACUUCCUCGUGUUUCGAGUCGAGUCAAAGCUCCCCUCAGGAGCUCAUCGUACAGGAAGCAGCGCCAUGCGUCUGGCACCAUCAUUCACUCUCGACCUCGACCCCACUGCCAGUGCCUGGGACACGAUAGUGUCAUACCUGCUGUGCAACAAUGAGCGGUGGGUGCUGGCGUCGCUCUGUGUGCUCUGCGGUCUGCUGCAGAACACAGCGGUGCACGACUCAUUACUGGAGGAGCUGGGCAUGCUGCCGUGUAACCGCCGCCACCGACGACUCCUCGUGGAGGCAUUGGUGGGUAACCAAUCAGAGGAGCAGCUGAAGCGGCUGCUGAGGCGGCAGGACAGUGAUGCAGUGGAGGGGGGUGAGCAGGCGGAAGCAGGAGGGGGUGGAGGUGGAGCAGGAGGAGGAGCAGAGGCGGGCAGGGAGGCUGAUAGGCUGUCGCAUGCAGCAGCAGAAGCACCGUUGGGAUCAGGAGCAGAUACAGCUGUAGCACCAGCACCGGCAGCAGGUUCUGAUGCCGGCUCAGCAUCGGGAUUAUCUGUAGUAGACAGGACGGAAUUGAGGGGUGACAGUAGCGGGGGUGAGUGUAGUGAGUGUGGCAGCAGCAGAGGGUCUGGCAGUGGGCGGUGGGCAGUGGGGGCAGGAGCAGGGCCGGUGCUAGGGAGUAGAUUUAUGGCUGUGGGGGGUGGCGGGGAGGGGGGUGGUGGGGAGAGGGUUGAUGGAGCAGUGGGGCGUGAUGGUGAUGGUGGGGGGAGAGGGAGAGGGGGUGAAGAGAAGGGGGAUGAGAGAGGGGGAGGAGGUGCGGUGCUGGACGAGCAGCGGGAUCGAGCCGAGGGGAAGGCAUCUCCAUUCAGGUGUGCAGCGUGUGGGUGUGGUGGGGCUGACACCCCGUCAUCGAAACAGCACUCCAGAAAGAGACGGCAGGUGGUGGACACGGUGUUUGUGCUGUUGUGCAAGAGACCGCCGCCCUCACCUGAAGCCCUGUGGCACGCGGGGUGGCUGCUGCGCCAGCUGCUGCCGCCCAGCCAUCGCCUGCAGUCAGCACAUAAGAAGCUGCUCACUCACGCAUAUGAGCUGGCACGUGGUGACCUGGUGGGGGAGUUAUUGGACUGCUGGUGUGACAUGCUGCCUGCUGCUAUGGUGGAGGAGUGGAAGGCAUGCCGGAAAGCACUGGAAUCAGCCACGCUGGCCAAUGACUCCUCGCUCGUCCUCAUGCCUAGCCUCCCGCCCCUCCUCACUGAUGGUGACUCGUCGUCAGCAGCGUUCGGCGAGAGAAUGCGCACCGUGGUCAAGGUGUACGUGGCAUUGCAUCAGAUGCGAGCCACGCUGCUCGGCCUGCCUCUCCCAGACGUCCCUCCUCUCGCCACAGCAGCCCCUCCCCUCCUCGACGCCCGGUUCGGCCGCAAGGGACUCAAUCUGCCUCAGGCACAGGAAGGCACCGAGGUGCCUCUAGAGCCUGGUGACGCCAUCCCAUGCCGGGUGGCGUUUGAGCGGGGCAAGGAGAAGCAUGUGCUGCUGCUCGUGGCCUCCUCUGCGGCCAACGGGUGGGUGCUGCUGGCAGAGCCGCCUGCCGGCAUGACAGCCAAGGCUGCUGUCGCUGAGGGGGCUACGGGGGUCGUCCGCGUCGUCGCUCCCCUUGCAGGCUGCCAGGUGAACACUUACCUUGAUGACUGGAGGAAGGAGUUCAUCGGGUACGGAAUCUUCGUCGAGGAUUCCGAGUCAGCUCCCGUGAACAUCGUGCAGCAGUUGGAGAAGAAGAAGCUUCUCUCGCAAGUCGAGAAGGCCGGUCUGCUCUCCAAGCUCGAGUCAUCGGGUCUCACGCUCUCCAAAAUCGAGGAGCUCGGCCUUCUAUCCAAGGCCGAAUCUCUUGGUCUGCUCAGCCUUGCCGAGAAAUUCGCCACCACUCCCGCCGGUACCUUCGCCUCUGCGGCUCUCCCGCUCCUCGUCGCCGCCAUUGCUGUGCCGGUAUUGGUGCCUGACGACAGCGCUGCUCUUGUGAUUGGCCAGCUCACAGUCGCUUCUCUCCUGGCUCUCGCUAGUGUCACAUCUUUCACAUUGUCCCUCAUCCUCGGUAUCCUCCAAGAGUAG